AGGGGACGGAAUGACCAAUAGUUUCAUAUCAGAGGAAAGAAUAACUACCAGGAGCAGCAGGUCGACUUUAGUCAGAACAUGGAAGCCUACGAUUCAGCAACUUUCGUUCUCGUACCCCAAUGCAACCCUCCGGUUCAGCCUAGGACAAUAUGUACAUUCAUCCUACCUUAUGAUUCUUAGAUCUUUAAAAGCAGAUUGUAGGCCUAGUGACGAGGAAAAUUGUUUAAAUUCAGACGACGGACCAUCCGUAGAAGUAAAUGUUACACAAAACCAGACGAUAACGACACUUCGAUAUCGAGAUAGGUUUGCUAACGUUAAACUAGAUUUUCCUAUUCCACCAGAUAAAGGGGUUAGUAUAAUUAUAUUUAUGUAUACCGUCUAAUUAAAAUAUAAUUU
Anneissia japonica is the source of this 396-nucleotide messenger RNA. RefSeq lists its product as uncharacterized. The transcript is spliced from 3 exons. Lineage: Eukaryota; Metazoa; Echinodermata; Crinoidea; Comatulida; Comatulidae. The record is from RefSeq and is a predicted model, not a curated record. Bases 11 to 382 code for a protein of 123 amino acids.